This is a messenger RNA of Triticum dicoccoides, 594 nucleotides long. Its product is annotated as lysine--tRNA ligase-like. Lineage: Eukaryota; Viridiplantae; Streptophyta; Magnoliopsida; Poales; Poaceae. Gene Ontology annotation, molecular function: ATP binding; lysine-tRNA ligase activity; tRNA binding. Gene Ontology annotation, biological process: lysyl-tRNA aminoacylation. The transcript has a single exon. The record is from RefSeq and is a predicted model, not a curated record. Gene Ontology annotation, cellular component: cytosol. The annotation marks the transcript as partial.
AUCGAGAUCGAUUUCACGCCUCCGUUCGCGCGAAUCGACAUGAUCAAGGGACUGGAGGACAUGGCCGAUCUCAACAUACCGGAGGAGGAUCUGUCGACUGACGAUGCCAACGAGUACCUGAUGGAGGCCUGUGCCAGGUACGACAUUACGUGCCCGCUUCCACACACGACGGCACGGCUGCUGGACAAGCUUGUCGGGCACUUCUUGGAGGAGACAUGCGUGAACCCGACGUUCAUCAUCAACCAUCCGGAGAUCAUGAGCCCGCUGGCCAAGUCCCACAGGGACGAGGCCCGGCCUGGACUGACCGAAAGGUUUGAGCUGUUCAUCAACAAGCAUGAGGUGUGCAAUGCCUACACGGAGCUGAAUGACCCCGUCGUGCAGAGGCAGCGGUUUGAGGAGCAGCUGAGGAAUCGUCAGGACGGUGACGAUGAAGCAAUGUCCAUGGACGAAACGUUCUGCACUGCCCUUGAGUAUGGCCUGCCGCCGACCGGAGGCUGGGGUCUGGGGAUUGAUCGCCUCACCAUGUUGCUGACGGAUUCCCAAAACAUAAAGGAGGUUCUCCUGUUCCCGGCCAUGAAGCCUCAAGACAGCUAG